This is a messenger RNA of Selaginella moellendorffii, 2149 nucleotides long. Its product is annotated as pentatricopeptide repeat-containing protein At4g02750-like. Bases 364 to 2142 code for a protein of 592 amino acids. The transcript has a single exon. The record is from RefSeq and is a predicted model, not a curated record. Lineage: Eukaryota; Viridiplantae; Streptophyta; Lycopodiopsida; Selaginellales; Selaginellaceae. Gene Ontology annotation, molecular function: protein binding.
UUCACCGUGAUCCAGUUGGAGAAACUGAAACAGUGUGUAGCUUUCGUACCCCAGUAGAUUCUCUCUUUUGCUUACUUCACAUCUUUCUUUUGUUUGAAUAAUCCAGUGCUUAAAGUAUCCUGAUAAGAGCGAUUCAUUACUUCGAGAGGUCAAAGCCACGCUAAUGGUAGAAGAUGGAUGAAUCACAGAUGGUAGAUAUGUCCAAUUGCCGAGAAUGCUUAAUAUCAUACAGGCGAUGGAUCGAUUGACAAGGGUACGGGAAUGCCAAUCUUUUAUCUUUAGAGAGAAUGGAGAAGAUUUUAUUUUGUAGCACUAUAUAAUUCCAAAGAUGAUCGCCAAAGAACUGUCUUCCAAUCCAAUUUGAUGCAAGCGCAAGUCCAAAACGAUCCAGCAUCCUAUGCUCGAGCUCUCAAGAACUGUAAGGAUCUCGCCCAUGGCAGAGCCCUCCACACGCAAAUCCUCGCCAGCGCGCACCGGGAGAGCGUCUUCUUGGGCAACCACCUUGUGGAGAUGUACGGAGAAUGUGGCAGCGUUGUGGACGCGCGAAGUGUCUUCGAUGAGAUCCAGCCGCCCAAUGUGCACACGUGGACGAUCAUGCUCAAGGCGUAUGCCCGCAAUGGGCACCUGGCCCAGGCCAAAUCCCUCUUCGACGAUAUGCCCGUACGGAAUGUUGUGUCCUGGACGUCCAUGCUGGCGGCGUACGUGCAGGGUGGCCAAAUUGACGACGCGAGACGAAUAUUCGACUCCAUUGCCAGAAAGAAUGUUGUGACUUGGAAUGUUAUGUUAUCAGCAUAUGCCGUUGAGGGGCAUUUUUGCGAAGCGAAAGAAUUGUUUGACCAAAUCAAGGACAAAAACGUGGUUACUUGGACUAUUAUGUUGUCAGCUUACAUACACUGUCAGCCAUUGGGUGAUGCGAGAAUAUUCUUUUGUUCCAUGCCCAAGCGCAAUGUGGUGUCUUGGAACUCGAUGCUUAGUGCAUAUGCCCGUAAUGGGGAUUUAGAAGAGUUAAGACUUCUGUUUAAGGAAAUGCCUCACCGCGAUGACGUAUCGUGGAAUAUUUUGCUUAAAACGUACUGUUUGCGUGGUGAUUUGCAUGAGGCUAAGAAAUGUUUCGAUAAAAUGCCGAGAAGAGACGUGGUGUCUUGGACUACCUUACUUGCAGCAUAUGCCCGCCAGGGGCAUAUGCUGGAAGCGUUAGAAAUGUUUGAAAAGAUGCCACUUCGCGAUACAGCGGCAUGGAACUGCAUGAUAAACCUUUGUGUUGAGAAUAAAUUUCUACCGCGUGCAAGAUCUAUCUUUGAGAAGAUGGAAAGACGAGAUCUCGUUUCGUGGAAGACGAUGAUCGGAGCUUACACUGCGAGUGGCAAUCUCGACCAAGCGAAGGAUCUCCUGGAUCAAAACCCAUUCCAGGACGUGGUUUCGUGGACCUCUUUGAUCUCGGCCUGGUCCCAGAGGGGCGAUGCUACAUCGGCGUUUAGAAUCUUUCAAGGAAUGACUAUGGAGGGAGUGACGCCCAACGCGAUCACCUUCUUGGUCGUGAUCGAUGCCUGUGCCGGGAGCGCCGAUCUCGCCAGAGGCCGAGUAGUCCACCAGAUCAUCCUGGAGGAGCAGCCCAGCAUCGUGCUCCACGAUAUCGCGCUGGGGAACUCGCUGCUCAAUCUCUACAGCAAAUCCGGGAGCGCGGACGAUGCGAGGGAGAUCUUCGAGCGCAUGAAGCAGCGCGAUGAGAUCAGCUGGAACUCGAUGGUCGCGGCGUAUGCUCGAUCGAAGAAACCAUCGCUGGCCAUGGAGGUCUUCCGCACCAUGAAUCUGGAAGGCAUCGCAGUGACCGAGGCGACGCUAAUUCACAUCAUGGCGAUGUCCAGCCAUGCCGGAUCUCUGAUCAGCGCGAGGGAUUGCUUUGUUUCCACGUCCCAGGAUUUUGGAAUCGAUCACAAGCUGGAUCACUACAGCUGCAUGGUGGAUCAUUUGAGCCGAGCUGGGAAAUCUCGCGAGGCGGAGGAGCUGCUAAGAUCCAUGCCAUUCGAGCCCGAUUUGAUCGCAUGGAAAUCUCUCUUGGGCGCUCGAGAGGAUAAUUUACAGCGGGUAGAUUCUAAAACUUCCUAUGUUCUAGUCAGUAAUAACUUCUACAUUUUCACUUGAGCCACUC